Messenger RNA from Funneliformis geosporum, 1065 nucleotides. NCBI's taxonomy places the organism in Eukaryota, Fungi, Glomeromycota, Glomeromycetes, Glomerales, Glomeraceae. The record is from the annotation of a GenBank genome assembly.
AUGUUCUAUCCUUCAACUAAAGCCAUGCUAGACUUGGCUAACUCUCUUAAAGCCUUUAAAGGCCUUAUUUCUUUUCCUGAUCCUCUGUUUGAUAUAACUACUAACAGUUUGGCAGUCUUAAAGUUAUGUCAGUCCUAUAAACACCUUGACUAUCUUAUUCAUCUAUAUGAUUUGUUCUCUCUUUAUGUAUCCUCGCCACCACGAGUAUAUGAGAUUGAUCGUUAUUCAGGUUCUUAUCUACAGGACGGGGCGCCCUUGGUGCCUACGGCCGGGGGAGCUAAGGCUGGUUAUGGCCUUCUUCUUCAUACUGAUGGAUUCUCUAAGGAAGACGUUGUUUUACUUAUCUCUGUAUUGGAUGCCAAAUUCGGACUUACAGUUCCUAAUAGUAAAGGUGAGCUAAAAGCCAAAUUAGUAGGUUUAACUAAUGUGCAGUUUGAGGCAGCCAUAGGCUUAAUUUUAGAUGAUGCUUUCCAUGUGUAUGAUUUAUUCAAGGAGUGGAUCCUUACUGAACCUAAAGCUCAAACUCGCAUCAACAGCAAUGGGAAUGAAGUUAUCACUUGGCGCUUCCAAACCUUUAGCCAUGAAGCAUUUAACCCUUUAGCUGAACUAUUCCUCAGGGUCCAGUUUUCCAAGGGAAAACAAGGGAAAAAAAUGGUUAAAGACGGACUAAUAAGGGAUCACCUUACUCCAAUACUCAUAAAAAAUACCCCCCACAUUAAAGCUUUCACGUUAACAAAAAUUGAACAGGCUGAUCCCCCACGAGAGUCCAUAUUGACUGGGGGGGUUGGCACCUCUUCAUCGGGGCCACAUAAGGCUUUGACUGGCAACUCACCUGGUCACAGGGUGACAAUCUUUGAGGAUUGGGCAAUCAGCAGGGAAGCGUUGACCUUUGUUCAUCGCCCCUCAACGACUACACGCCUGCACCCUUCUGGUCUAUGUGGCAACCCUGCACUGAUGAGUAACACACAAAGCGAUGUCGGCUCAUCCUAUCCUAGAGCUGGUUAUAACUCUACUAUAUGCUGGAAAUCCCUUAGAGCCUCGAGUACCUCUCUUUUUCCAAAGGAG